This is a messenger RNA of Aureobasidium melanogenum CBS 110374, 948 nucleotides long. Its product is annotated as GroES-like protein. The record is from RefSeq and is a predicted model, not a curated record. Gene Ontology annotation, molecular function: oxidoreductase activity. Lineage: Eukaryota; Fungi; Ascomycota; Dothideomycetes; Dothideales; Saccotheciaceae. The transcript has a single exon. The coding region runs from base 1 to 948 and encodes 315 amino acids.
AUGCGGGCACUGCAGUGUCGGAAAGCCAACGUGCUUGCCAUCAACACAAUCCCCAAGCCAUUACCCGGACCUGGACAAGUUCUCAUCAAGGUCCUUGCGACCAGCGUCAACCCAAGUGAUGUUCUCAAUUGCGUCGGCGGGUUUAAUCAUACUACCUUCCCUCGAAUUCCAGGACGCGACUAUGCAGGAAUAGUCGUAGCUGGAUCUGAGCAUUUGCUUGGCUUGGAAGUCUUUGGCACUAGUGGACGAUUCUUUGGGUUUACCACUGACGGCGCUCAUGCUCAAUAUUGCGUGGUUGCCGAGGAAGAUGUAGCGCGAAAACCAAGCAUUGUGUCGUUCAUCCAAGCGGCCACUAUCGGUGUUCCUUUCAUCACAGCCUCACUCAUGCUUAGACGAGCACAUGUACAAGCCAACGAAGUUGUUCUGGUGAUUGGUGCCACGGGCAAUGUUGGCUCUGCAGCUGUCCAGUUGGCCAUGACCAAAGGCUGCACUGUCUUGACAGCCUCGCGUGGUGACACUACUGAUAUCAACCUCAUAUCUGACCCUGGGCUCAGAAAGGUGAUGGAGACGAGCGCAGGCGAGGGAGUUGAUCUGGUUGUCGACACUACUGGAGACACUAGUCUCUUGAAAGCAGCUCUUCGUGUUCUGGGUCAGGGCGGCAGGCUUGCGAUCGUUUCUGCUCCGCGCACUGGAGAUACUGACUUCACUUUUGACCUGAAGAGCCUGUACCGGAAAGAGCAAUCUAUCAUCGGCAGUAACUCACUCAGCUAUUUGUCGAGUGAUAUGGCAGCCGAGAUGAGGCGUCUCGUGCCUCUGUUUGAGAGUGGUCAGCUCAAAGCUCCCGCUGAGGAGAGCCUCAGAAUUGUGGGACUUGAUGAUGCUCUGACUGCGUACGAAGCGGUCAAGAACAAGGCACGUGGAAAGUUUGUGAUCAAACCGUUCAUGUAA